AUGUUUCAUGUGAUGCGGUUACGAUCGAUCGUGGAAGACCUGCUAUAUGUUUCUGGGAUGUGGAAACCAUGCGGUUACAUGAGGAGUAUGAAAUCAGAAAAUGGUGGAAUUGGUUCUGGUGAACUUCAGGAUCCUUACAUACCACAGGAUGACAAUGCUGAAAAUGUCAACUCGGCGAAUGGAUCAGUUGAGGAAAACCUUUCCACCAUUGAAAGUAUGUUCACCAAGCUAGUUGAGGAUAAUAAUUUGUUGGACUCAAAACUUGUAGAAGCAAUCGAAAGACAUCCUCUUGUUUGUGAUUUCUACGAAUGGAAAGCCAAGAUCAGAAUCUUCCAUAAUGAAGCAUCCGCGAAAUAUGGAGGUGGCAGUUCUACUGAUGCAGGCAGCAUUGGACCUUUAUCCCAAUGGUGGUCAGACAACGCAGAACAAAUUAACAGUGAUGAUGUUGUUGUCCGCACAAGAGAGUUAAGGCCAAGAAAUAAGCCCCAUGUACUACGUUCUCCGUUCAUUGUACGGGCAGUUGAUAUAACCAAACGUAUAUCACGUGCUCAGAAGGACCUAUCUGAAUGGGUUUUCUCAACACAAGGUCACCCAAGUGACGAACUUUUCAGGACUUGUGCUGGUGUAGCUGCUGAACGCUUUCACAUGGAAAGCCUUUUCCCCAAAUGUGAACUUUUUGGACACCUAUUCAUGCCAGUCGUUCGUGAAUUUCAUAUUUUCCUUGUCGUACUCGACUUUCAACAACCAGCCUUUUGGAUCAUUGACAACAUCAAAAGAUAUGCCGACACCCACGACACAUAUGGUUUACUACCAAACAUCAUUCAUUCAUACAUGAGUAAAUAUAUGCGGUCUGUUCACCAUCCAAACGCUGAAGCCUUUUCACAUGUCCCAAGACAAAUCCCCCAACUUUCUUGGUCAACAGUAAACAAUAGCACUGAUUGUGGUAUUUUUACUAUGCGUCACAUGGAGACGUUCAUGGGUGGAAACAUUAGAGAUUUCAAAACUAGAUUCAAGUCAGAGUCGCUUGCACAGGACAACCAAUUAUCUAGACUACGGGUCAUAUAUCUUUGCAAAAUAAUAAAUUCUGACUACAACCUGCUUAAGGAUUCAAUCCUUCAUCAGGUAGCGGAAUUCCAAAAGCUGAAUGCAUCUAACCGAAAACAACUACUGAAGGAUGUUGCAACCAGGAUACAUGACAGGCUGACUGAAUUCGGUUAA
Lactuca virosa is the source of this 1218-nucleotide messenger RNA. NCBI's taxonomy places the organism in Eukaryota, Viridiplantae, Streptophyta, Magnoliopsida, Asterales, Asteraceae. The record is from the annotation of a GenBank genome assembly.